Molecule: messenger RNA, 1028 nt
Organism: Sphaeramia orbicularis (orbiculate cardinalfish)
Lineage: Eukaryota; Metazoa; Chordata; Actinopteri; Kurtiformes; Apogonidae
Gene: clns1a
Product: chloride channel, nucleotide-sensitive, 1A
Exons: 8
Coding region: 1-744 (247 amino acids)
Biological process (GO): cell volume homeostasis; mRNA cis splicing, via spliceosome; chloride transport
Cellular component (GO): pICln-Sm protein complex; spliceosomal complex; cytosol
Source: RefSeq, a predicted model, not a curated record
AUGGUUCUGCUAAAGAGCCUCCCUCCGCCCACCGAGGGCGUCCGGCACGAGCAGGCCGAGACCACGGCGGUGCUGGACGGGAAGCGGCUCGGCUGCGGGACGCUCUACGUCGCGGAGACGCGUCUGUCCUGGUUCGAUGGUUCAGGUCUGGGCUUCGCUCUGGAGUAUCCCACCAUCAGCCUCCACGCCAUCUCCAGAGACGUCAGCGCUUUCCCUCAGGAGCAUCUGUACGUCAUGGUCAAUGGCAAACUGAGCGAUGAAAAUGAGGCAGAAAUGUCUGAGAAAGCAGACGAUGAAGACGAUGAUGAUGAGGCUGGCAGCGGUGAUGAUGACGAAGAAACGGCAAUCACAGAGAUUCGAUUUGUUCCAAGUGACAAAGCGGCAUUGGAGUCCAUGUUCUCGGCCAUGUGCGAAUGUCAGGCGCUUCAUCCCGACCCCGAGGACGACGACUCUGACAACGACUUCGAAGGAGAAGAGUACGACGUGGAGGAGGCAGAGGCAGAACACGGUCACGCCGACAUCCCGACCUUCUACACGUGUGACGAGGGUCUGUCGGCGCUGACGCAGGAGGGCCAGGCCACGCUGGAGAGACUGGAGGGGAUGUUGGCCCAGUCAGUGGCCCAGCAGUACCACAUGGCCGGGGUCCGGACCGAGGAGACCAGGGCCGACUUCGAAGAUGGGAUGGAGGUGGAUCCAGAGGCCAUGGAGGCGGGGCAGUUCGAGGACGCCGACGUGGACCACUGACCGAGGGUCCGUCCCAGAUCCACUGAUGCAUCAUGGGAAUGCAGACGAGGAUGCGGCGCCGCUCUCCUGUUCAAAGCACGUACAUCAGAGCUUUCCUGUUUUCAUUCAUCUGAGAGGCUUCCUGAACGUCGCAUCGUUCUCAUCCUUUGUCGCCGCCGCUUCCACAUCGACUGUUGAAAUGUUUGUUUUGUACUUAAGGACCAACUGAAAAUCAGCUUUUCCUGCUCAGAUAAAAUAUCGUCUUUGUAUGAAGUCGUCAAUAAAAGCAUAGUUUUUGUAUGAAA